Messenger RNA from Botrytis fragariae, 1578 nucleotides. RefSeq lists its product as uncharacterized. NCBI's taxonomy places the organism in Eukaryota, Fungi, Ascomycota, Leotiomycetes, Helotiales, Sclerotiniaceae. Bases 1 to 1578 code for a protein of 525 amino acids. The record is from RefSeq and is a predicted model, not a curated record. The transcript has a single exon.
AUGUUGUCACCGCUGUCAUCGCCAGGCGCUUCUCCAGGUCCGUCUGCAGAAUCUACCACAGGAGACUCCGAGUCUAUCCACUCAUUAUCACAAUCAUCCCUUUCAAAAACCACCCAGGGCAUGUGUACACCAACUGAAUCACCAACUUUCGGUUCAUCCAACCCAGCUACAAACGGCUCCGAUUCCAAUCAAACUUUGACAACCAUAGAUCCGGUUUCUGGAUCAUCUACAGCAGCCGCAGGCUCGGGCAUUCCUGAUACCUUACCACCAAUGGUUACAAGAAAUGAUGAGUCCAAUAAACUCAAGAAAAAGAUGGAUCUUGAUGAACCUCAUCAAGUCGGAUCAUCACACGCAGCAAAAAACGCCAACUCGAACACCAAGUCCAAGAAACGAGAGUCGGGCAAUGAUGAAUCUCACCAAACUGGAGCCUCACACUCGGCAAAGAGACCCAAAAAGAAAGCCGGACUAUUCGAUGACGAUUUAGAUGAGAACAACAUCAUUCCAGAUACCGACGACUUGUGUGGAAUGAAAAUGACCCGCGCAAAGAAACGUUCUGUCGAAAAGAAGAUUGAAACAACCAACGAAAAUGUCAACGGAAGUCAUACAGCCCAAUCCUCGAACACUAAAGCCAUCGACGCCGCUGCGAGCCAAAAUAAUACAAGAAUAACUUCGGGGGGUCAGAGAAAGGCGACCAAUGUGAAGCAUUUGGCUGCGUUGCCUUUACCUCAGAAAGGUUCAACCACAAGAAUUGGGAACAAAAAUACUUCAACGGAAAAGACUACCACUGAGAAGGUUCUAUCUGAGGAUCGCCUGAGGAUGAUGGAGGCUAUGGUACUGCAAUCUCCUACUGAGGCACAGGAACGUGACUACAGUGCUAAAUUCGAACCUAAGCCAUAUAACUCUCGUCAUCUCUAUACCUUGACCAGAGUAGAAAAGAACAAUAACACUUGGAGUUUUCAGGUCACCAAGGAGCAGAAGCGUAGGGUUCCAGUUGGCGAUGCUCAGUACGUAUGGCUGCAGAGCCAACCAAAAGGUGUCAGAGACAAGGCCAAAAAGAUGGAUAGGGAAGGAACUAGCGACCCAUUUGGAACUUUUUUGGAAAAAACGAAAAGAACUCUAUACGAUGGGACUAGGGUUCAGGAUAGUGUGCCUGUCCAAUACAUGUCUCAAUUUAUCAAAGACCGCCACACCCCCAUCCCUGCAGACGAACGAAAGCGAAAGAAGAUGAAGCAGACUUACACUUUCAAAACCUACUUUCCUACUUCAGCCCUUGUUCAGUGUUGUCCCAGCUUGAAAUAUGAUAGUACCGAGCUGAAUGUGGAGUUCAUCGAGACUGUACUUGAGACAAAGUCGAAGGAGAGUUUCGAGUUGAAGGCCAAGAUAGAGAAAGCUGUUGAGAUUCAGGGGGUAAAAAACGCAGAGGCGGCAGAGGCGGCAAGAGUAGCUAAGGCGGCAGAGGCGGUAGCUAGGGGACAUCCUGUUGCUUCAGUCGCCUCCUCUCUAGCUUCUUCAGAGGAAUAUAUUCGUGUAGGACUAGAGUGUGAGAUGAUAUUGGACGAUUCAUUGCUAAAGGAGUAG